UACUGAAUGUUCAAAGAUCGUAUAAAAGUAUCACACAAACCGAAACACAAACCUGUUUCCGCAGGAUGGAGAUGACAUUCACUUUGUUAAUGCUGUUCCUGGCUCCAGAGCUGGUAAUAUGUAUUAGCCUUCUUGUAGCAAUUCAACUUUGGUUCUACUUGUCUACCAAGCGUUACGAGAAUAUUCCAGCAUACGGUACAAAAAAUUCCCUUUUGCUCAUGUGGCAACAUUUCCAGCAAAUAUGUAGAAUAGAAAAAGAUAACCCUCCAGCUUCAUAUUUAUUCAAGAUAGUGAUAGCUUUCGCAGCCAUGUUUCAGCGUGAAGGGGCAUUCUUUAUGUGGAUUGGAUUCGAACCGCAUGUGGGAAUUUACAAAGCCGAAUAUGUCAAAAAAGUAAUAACCAGCAAAUUGGCUGAUGAUAAAUCCAAGCAUUAUCGUACUUUUCUUCCUAUUGUCGGAUCUGGUUUAGCUACGAGUUCUGGUAACAAACAUACAUGGCGAAGAAAACUACUGCAGCCAGCAUUUCACUCGAGAAUUCUGGAGAGUUACGUCGACAUAUUUAAUAAGCAUUCAUUAAUUCUCGUUGAUAAGCUAAAAAUGGUGACAAACGAGCCAUGGAUUGAUAUUACGCCUGUGGUAACUGCUACUGCCUUGGAUAUUUUAUGUCAUACUAUAAUGGAUAUAGAUAUCGGUAGUCAACAGGGAAACCACGAAGCUGAAAAAUAUGUGGAAGCUCUAGAUGAGAUCAUGGAUGUACUCACUCAUAGAAUGGUAAGACCGUGGCUUUCGUCUGAUAUUAUCUUUUCCUUCACGUCCCUAGGCCGGCGAUUUCGAAAGGCUGUAAUGAUUACAAACGAUUUCACUAAAAAGAUUACCAAUCAGAGGUUGGAAUCUCUCAAACUGGAAGAAGAAAAUAAUGAAUAUAAUGAAAAUUUGAAGAGGGGCAGCAAAUCAUUCUUGGACUUGUUGCUGGAACAGCAUGUUAAGGAUCCAAGUUUUACUCUUGAGGAUGUUCAGGAAGAAGUGAACACUUUCAUGUUUGCA
Molecule: messenger RNA, 1043 nt
Organism: Stegodyphus dumicola
Lineage: Eukaryota; Metazoa; Arthropoda; Arachnida; Araneae; Eresidae
Product: cytochrome P450 4C1-like
Molecular function (GO): iron ion binding; oxidoreductase activity, acting on paired donors, with incorporation or reduction of molecular oxygen; heme binding
Source: RefSeq, a predicted model, not a curated record